CUAAGACACAGACUCUGAAGUUACACAGUGAGUCAGUGAUAAAGCUAGAAAUGAAAUCCCAGGUCUCCUGUCUGAGUCUUGUCCCCUGUCUACUGGACCUUGUUGCUUCCCCGAGUCAUUUAGUUUAGUUUAUUAUCAUCGUACAGAAUUUCAAAAGCACUAACAUUUUCCCAAACUGGGCAUCAGUGUUAAUCUGUGAGAUUAUUUUGAGGCACCAGUUACGGCUCCAUAGGUAAAGUUGAAUUCACCCUGUUUUGUAUGAAAAGUAAAGCAGAUCCCCCCCAAAAACCACAGCCCUUAUUUUUGGGGCAUAGAAUGAAUUUUCUGAGCCUGAACAGUAAAUCCAUUCAUUAGUUUAGGAGUUGAAAUUAAUUUUAAAAUGGGUCCUUUCUGAACUUUAGCAUCCAAUGUCCCACCUUUUUCUUCCUCAUUAUUUUAACAGAAUAAUGCAAACUCCUGUUCAUUGAAGAAAUUCUUUUUAGGAUUAAUGACCAUUUUUCCCAUUCUUCUUCAUACCUCAAAGUUUCUUCUUCAACAGAGACGGAAAAAUAAUCUUCAGAGAAUUCCAUGAAGAGCUGCCCUCCUUCAGAAUGGCUGUCAUCUCCUAUUGUUUUCAGUGAGUCUGAGACUUCGCUGCCAAUAGUAAAGAUGACCACUGCCUUCACUCUCCUCAUUCUCCAUGUCUUCCAGUCUGCCUCAUGGCAGCAUACAUAGCCACCAUUUUUCCUGAUGGCAGCUUGGUUUCACUUUCAAUUGGGAAUAAUGGAAGGCACUGGCAGUGGCCGUUUUGGAGAAGUGGUUUUUGUUUUGUUUUGUUUUUAACUAAAAGGAGCAUGUAACCUCAAUACUAUUAAGAAAAACAGGAAAAGGUGGCCAUUUUGAAAGAGAGCUGUUCUUGAUGAACCUCUCAGAAAAUGUCAGCCUCUCAAACUUUCAGUUAUGAAAAAAUCAAAUUGUCAUUAAUCCUAAAUAUUUUCAAAAGCUUACCUAUUGCAUCAGAUCCACUCAAUAUAGAGAGAGCAGGAAGAAAGGAGAAACUAGUUUGGGUUGGUGUAUACAAGGAAUGUAAGGGGUACAGGUAGGAGAUAGAAUUUGAGGGGCAUGUAUGCAAGGGCACAGGAAGUAAGGAAAGCCUAGUGAGGAAUGUACAAGGGAAUGUGAAUGCCAUGUUUGGAGGUGGGGGGGGCAGAAUACAUUUCUUUAUGUGAAACUUCUUCUUCUUCUUUUUUUUUUUUUUUUUUUAAAUCUGGGACCAUAAGCUCUUAAAAAUCAAAACAGCGCCCCCUUCACAAAAACUCCUUAAUCAUGUGGCUAUUGCAUGGUGCUACACAGGGCACAGUUAAGGUUGCUUGGGUGCUCUGGCUGCAUUUCUGUACUUUUUAGCAUGUUUGAAUUUCUUUAAGUUUAACCUUUAAGUCUAAAUUUCCUGAGUUUCUAACAUUUUGUGUUAAUUACAGUAUCCUUAGAAAGUAUGUGACACCCUAAAUUACUUACAUUUAUUCUUAAACUUAACUCUAUUUUCAACAUAGUCUUUUGUCUGGGAACAUACACUUGACUUUCAUUUUUAUCUAAUAGUCAUGGAAAAAUUAAAUUUUUAAAACCCCACUUUUUGUAUAUCAGGAGGGUCAUUCCUCCUGAGCAGCUUUUUCAAAAUUGUACUAAAGUCUUCCAUUUACACACCUACCCACUGAAUCAUCAACUGGAUUGGAGACCAGGUUAAAAUUCUGUUACAUUUGAAGUUUUGCCAUUGACUUCAGUGGCAAGAUUUGGCCUUAUAGUGUGUGUCUGUGGAAGUCCUACAACUCAGCUGUUCUGUCCAGUGAUCAGCUCUUCUGUACUUUGGGGCCAUAUUCUGCUCUGUUACACCAAGGCCAACUAAAGCCAAUAAAGCCACUCUUACCAAUGUAACUAUAAGUAGAAUUCGCCCUUGCUAAGGAGGAAAAGCCUUAGGCAUCCUUUUAGAGGUUCCAACCAUGCUUCCAUUAAGAGUUUGUCCAUAGGAAUAUGCCAGUGACAUCAGUGGGAGUAGCUUCAGAGCUGUAGCUGUAGUUAUGGUGUUUUCAAUUUAGGUACUUUCCUUCCAAGGAAUGGUAAAGCAUGCAAUAGCUGUCACCAAAUUUUAAAAGAAGCUAACACCUAAAAUAGAACAAUGUUCAAUGCCUGUUUUGUAAGUGUCUUCUAAGUUUAGGUUCCUACUUUCUCACAUUUUGCAUUGUCAGGAAAGACUGGAGAUGCAAUGGACUAGACUCUUUCCCUCCCCCCCUCCGCCCUUUGGCUGCAUCAUAGAGAUGCCAAAUGUCCUGAAGGUUCCUCCCAGACCUAUAUUUACAUCUUACUAGUUUUGUUAAAAUGUGCAGAUAAAAGUAUGGACCCUGAGAAUACGUCAAAUGAGACUCACUAAAAUAUUCACUAUACACUAAUAAAACACAAAACUGCUUUGCUCAUAUGACAAAAGUGGUCACUUAUUUGUAAAAGAUUUAAGCUUCAAUCUUGGCCCUAAAAUAAUUUUAAAUAGCUUAUAAUUGGAUCUCCGACUUUAAGUUUAAUAUCCAUACUUGUCAAUUUGUAUUGGGCCUGGGUUGCGUGAAGAAGAGAGUAGAUACUAUAAAAUAACUUAAAACUACAGCCCGCUUGUAUUUUUGGUUAAUAUAAUGCAGUACAAGUUGCUAUAAUUCUUUGAAAAUACAUAUUUAGUCUUGCAGUUUUGUAAACAAUAGGAAUGUACAUCUUUACAGUGGUAAUUUUUUCAUGCCUUGAUUUUUUUCAAACUUUAUCAUUGGUGCAUUAUGCAUUUGCAUAUACUGUCACAUUUGUAGUUGAUGUCCUAUGGUUAUCCCAUUUCCAUAAUGCAUUUCCAGUAAAAUAACAGUUUACUGCAGAAUAACUGCAGCAAUGAAAAUAUUGGUGUAUAAUUUUGAGAAAUUUAACAUACAAUAUAGUCUAAUUACACACUAGACAGCAGAAUGAUGAAGUGUACAAACUGGAAGUUCAGAAUAAUUUUUUUUUUUAACCUUGACAUCAUGUAACCCAGAGUGUCUGUUCCUCAGAUCUUUGGGAGCUCUGGCCUUCCAGGGACAAUGAUUCUGGAAAUACAAUAAUCCAAGAAUGCUCUGAAUAACUUCCUGGGAUUUAAAUUAUCCAUUCAUUCCCAUUUGCAGUGGUUUUCAUCUUCAUAAUCCCAUCUUUCCCACUCCCUCUAAGUAGCCAUUUUGAAACUAUAAUAAUCUAUAGCCAGUACCCAAAAGAUAUGUAAUACAAAAAAACUGCACCUCCCUUCAACCCUAAUUACUACCCUGAGAAUAUAGCAUCCAUGGUACUUCCUUGCCAUAGGACCAAGCACACGUCUCUGCAUCUCAGUCUCAUAUCUGAUUCUUCCGAAACCAUCACCCCAUGGCUGAAUGCUGAAUUGCCAGCCAACCAUCCAGUUCAACAGCCGUCAACACUUUAAGAUAUCUUAAAUUUUAAUGCAUACUUAAGCAGUCUUGUGAAAUGUAAAUAUGUUUAUGGUAUGGUUGAAGAUGAGAAGGAGAAAUUGCUGUGUGAAGGUACUGUAUCCACAGCUAAUUUUGGCAUUGUAUGGUUAAGAAGGCAAUAGGUAAAUUACAAGACUUGAAAGGAGGGACACACAUUUAAAAAAAAAAAAAAAGCUAAAAUGUUUUGUCUAUUAACAUCCAGACCUUGUCAUCAGAUGCGUAAAACUAACAUGAAGGUGACCUGCAAAGGAUUUUUUAAAAGAUUGACUUGUGCCAUUUUUUGCUGCUUCAUAAUAUACAGAAAGCCUGAAAGACUUUCAUUUAAAGUUGCUUUUUCUGCUUCUGAUGAGUGGUCAUUUUUAUGCACUUUUCAUGAGAAUUGUUUUAAGUGACUUGAUUAAUUUGUGUAGUUGAGUACUGCUGUAGGGUAUAAACAUUGCAUCUCUUCUAUGUUAAUCCCAAAAGGAGUUAAGAUCGUCAUUAUGUUAUGCUUUUGGUACAAAUCUACCUCAGAAAGUUUGCUUGUGUUCACAAGCUACAGUGAAUUUUGGUUAACUAUACAAAGAAUUUUUCUUAAAAAUGAAUAAUGGUUAACAAACCAACUGAUCCCAAAUAGGUUCUUUUCAUACUGCACCUUUCUGAUGUUUUGUUUAAAACUUCAGUGGAUUAGAAGAAUAGACAUGGUUACUAUAUUAUACCAUGAAAUGGUUAAAUAUUAUUGCCAGUGUGACAGAACCAUGGAGAUACCAUGCAGAUACACACUACUGGUCAUCCAUAUGACUGCACUUUUAGCCCACCACUGUGGUACCGGAGGGAAAGUAAGAAACAAAGAUAAUCUAACAGGUCUUGGCUUGUCUUUUGACAGAAAAAUGCCACAUGCAUUCUUAUGCUCGUUUAUCUCAUGCAAGCUUUCAGGCAAAAGUUAUUAGCGUUUCAACAGGCAAAAGUUGACCAGACCUUUUUAAAUUAAAGGAAGAAUUUGUACAUCAUGAAAUUGAUUUUUGAGCUUAUUUUGAUUUGGGGACUAAUGAAGACUUCAAGAUUCCAGUGUGUGUUAGAAAAGGAGUAUUUCUGCUCUUCCAUUCCAAACGAUUUUCCAGAAGGCCUGACGUCCGUUCUAUUUGUUGUAACGAAGAUUGGGGUUAUCAACUCAAGUGUCUUCAACAGCCCAAACUUGAAAUCUGUCACCAGUCUAGCUCUAGCAAACAGUGGCAUCACAAGAAUUGAACCUGGAGCCUUUUACGCUUUCCAUAGUCUCACCAAACUCAGUUUAUAUAAAAAUAAUCUGACUACAGUUAUGGGUUCUUGGCUUUCCAAACCAGGACACUUAGAAAACCUUACAGUGUCUCAGAACAUCAUUCAGGAAAUAGGCCCCCAUAUGUUGUCCAGUUUCUCUAACCUGACAACCCUUAAUUUAGCUAACAACAGAAUUCAUAUGAUUGUGGCUGGAAGUUUGAAGAAUCUGUCUAAGUUAACUUUUAUUGAUCUGUCUGGUAAUAACUUAUCUACCUUAACAAGAAAUUUGUUCAGUGGGCUGAUGUCUCCAGUAAUGAAAUUGGGGGACAAUCCAUGGAACUGUUCCUGUGAACUUCAAGAUUUUGGAUUUUUUUUGCAAGAGCUGAUGAAUGCGUCUGUGUUGGAAGAUGCUUCAUCUGUGGUGUGUCAGAGCCCACAAGCCCUGAAGGGAAUUCCAGUUUGGAACAUCUCUGACUUUAACUGCCCACCGAGUCUCAUAUCACCAUCACUUGAGAAUGACUUCUAUAAAGUUGGAUUGCCAGUGAUGCUUCUAUGUUUAGUGUUUUUUUCAUUUCUUUUGCUGCUUCUCCUGCUCUGGAAGGUGAAACAAGAUAAAAAGCAAGUGCAGCCAGAUAAAGACGCUACUGUUGAAAAUAACCAUGAAACACUAACAGGCCACCUUAACAGAAUGACAGACAGACUGAGGAGCAGAGGACUGUCAGAUGAAAAGGUACAGACAACCGUGAAAACUGACAAAACCCAACAAAAUAGAAUGCAGAAAACUCGUGCAAAAUCUGCCUCACCAAUUAUGUUGAGAACUGAGUUUCAACACAGUAGUUUUCAACACCAUAGACCAACUGAUGGGAACCAGGAGGAACCCAAAACCUCUUGUACAGUAAUAAAUGAACAAGCCUGCAUGAAAAAUGAAGACUGCGACAAUGUUAUGGAACUGUGGUAUUUUAAUAGUUUGCAAGAUUGCAAUAAGACGAUUAUAUGUAGUCACAAUGCAAACACUUCACCAACUGAACUAAGCAUAGAAACCCCCAAAAAGGAUCGUUCAGAACUGUUAAAGCAGUCAUUGCAGGACCAUGGAAUUUCAGAAGUGUGUUGGAAUGAUGAAAUUAAAGGAAGUGGUAAUACAGAGAACGCUGAACCUCUGUUGUAUUUAAGUGUUGCUAGUACAACUGAAGAGUCACCCAGUGUACCUGGCACUGAACAAAAAGGUGCUGUGAGUAGAAAUGUAAAUAUGAGGCUAUGUUCUUUGAGAAGAGUUCUUACUUGGCCAUAUGAAAAAUGCAAAAGGGACAAAAGUCAAAACACUUUAAAUUAUGAGGAUUUUUUCAAGGCACAUUUCUGUAUGCCCGCUAGUGAUCCUGGUGUCCCAGCAGCAGUCAGGAAAACAGAAUUCAAAGAUGAACAAAAUCAGUAUAAUCACCUACAUACUGUAAAGGAACAAAAGGCAAUUCAUGAUUACAGCAGUGGUAAACCUGACUUAAAAAGAGAAGCAAAACCAGAAAACAAAUUAGUAUCUCCACUUAAGAAAGGAGCCAAGCAAAUAGCCACAAGGGAAAAGGCAUGCAUCUCAGUGUCUGGAAAAGGAUUCAGAGGCUCUGAGACUGUAAAAAAAAAUAAGAAUAACAAAGACGUACCUUCGCAGGCUGGAUUCUGCAAUGACAAUCUUGACUCACCAGCAUCUUCAGACAAAUCUGAUCACGCCUCCUCCCCAUGUGAUAAUACAUUACUCAAAGAUAAUGAAUACACCUUCAUUGAUCUUUUGCAUGAAGUCGUGGAAAAUCAUGGGAGGUGGACCAGGCAGAGGUGGAAACAGACCCAUCAAGUGCGAAUUGCUAGCCUCUCCCCAAUGAAAUCAACGUAAGCUCAUUGCACUCCAUCAAAAAAUGUUCCAUGUGCUAUAGGCUGCCUGUUUAACCAAAAUUGUUGUAUAACAUUUCAGUCGUGGUGAAAUAUGCCAGACUUGACAGUUCUGGAAGCUGAAAUCCUCUAUUAUACAUACUUCAGGAGCAAUGCAGACUGCUCCAUACUGCCCUUCCGGAAUGCCUUAACCAUGUUUUGGAAAAGCAACUUCUAAGGAUGAGAGGGGACUUUUCUCCAUGGCCCAGUCAAUUAGUGGUGCCAAAAAAGGGUGACACAUGUCAUCAAGGUUUUUGUGAUGUGAUCAUUUAUUUACAGGGAGCUUGACUGAGACCCACCAAACUCAUUUCAUCUAGGCAAUCAAACCGCUUUCAGAUGAGUAACGAGUUUUGAUCAUUAAUCAUCUAAGGUAAAUUUUCCAGAAAUGCCCAAGAGAUUUACAAACUGAAGUAGAUAUGACUUAGGUACCUAAAACACUUAGCACUUUUGAAAUUUUUAUCUCUAGGAUGGUUUUGCACCAGGGAUGUAGAAAACUCCAAAUCCCAUUACUCACCUCCCUGAAAUAACCCAUAUCGUUAUGGUUUUGAUUCAAGCAUUGCACUAAGUAGGCAAAUUUAUAAAUUAGCCCUAGAAUUUUCCAGCUGCCUAGAAACGGAUAGUUCAUGGGUUAUUUACUAGCUGUACUCAUUGGUAGAGACCGUUAGUAGCCAGGAUUGUCAAUCUGGCAUAUUCAAGAGCACUAAAAAGUAAUGUAAAAUUUUCAAUUUACUUGCACAAAAAAUGAAAUGUUAACAUGUAUCAUGUCAUACUAAUGGGUUAUACCCCCUUAAAUGGAUUGCUAAUUGUGUGCGCUCUCUCUCUCUCUCUCUCUCUCUCUUUCUAUAUAUAUA
Messenger RNA from Dermochelys coriacea (leatherback sea turtle), 7471 nucleotides. RefSeq lists its product as uncharacterized. NCBI's taxonomy places the organism in Eukaryota, Metazoa, Chordata, Testudines, Dermochelyidae. Gene Ontology annotation, molecular function: protein binding. Bases 4462 to 6585 code for a protein of 707 amino acids. The transcript is spliced from 5 exons. The record is from RefSeq and is a predicted model, not a curated record.